AUGGUCCUCCAACCCUAUAACGCUCGCCAGCGCCGUGCGCGCACCAUCUCGAACGUGGAAAACCGCAAGCCCGCGGCUCCCGCCACCACCACACCCAACACGAAGCGCAAGCGGCCCGCUCGCACCCCGGGCUCCCAUCGCUCUCUGCACGACACCAAGCGCCGAGUCUCUACAGCCGCCAAGAUUCUCGCCGCUGCAGUCGAACGCGCCUCGCACAUCGGCCAAUUCGCGGAGUUCGCGCCCAUGCAGGUGGACAUGCAGACGAUCCCGUCGCCGUUCACCUCCGGCAACAUCAACCUGCCCCGCCAUCUCGCCCACCCGAUCACCAAGUUCCCUCUGGCGAAUGCCUUGCGUGCGCAGGGCGUAGACCCGAGGGUCAAUUUGAACUACACUCGCAACAUCCUACGCAGUGUUGGCCCUCAAAUGUGGCGAACGCUUACCAGCAUGGCAGUUCGAGCCGCGGAGAGGCGCCAGGGCAUGCCGCAGAAGGUCGACCUGGUCGUCAACAACUGCGAGGGCGAAAUGCCAUCGCACUGCCUCGCCAUCUGGUCGCUCGACCGCCAGCUCAGCCCGCCGCAACUGGACAACAACAUCAACGUGACGCUUUACCCCGUCCACGGCUCGGUCCUUGCGGUCAACGCUGCCCAUUUGCCUGUACUUGUCCCUGGCACGCCUGCGGCGCCUCGUACGCCCGGCAGCCGCAUGGAGGUCCCGGUCGUGUCGCUCGCGCUUCCGGCGCCACACAUGUUCAACCCGCUCUUGCGAUACAUGUACACCAAGGACCACAACGCGCUGUUCGCGUCGAUGUUCCCUGCCGGCGCGUUACCGCCUAUCGGCGAGACGCCUCGCGAGCGGAUGCUCGCAGGUGCGACGUCGCUCGCACAGAUGGUACCGCGGGAGGUCCUUUUUCGUAUGGCGAGCUGCAUCACCGGUUUCUGGCGCAACGUCUGCUUCAUCGGUGUGUUCGACGACGCGCUCUGGGCGACGAUGGACCUCGCUUGGGAGAUCAUCCUGUCCGCGCUCGCGAUGAGCCAGCCUACGCCCGCGCCUAAGCCCGCAUCCGCAUAA
Messenger RNA from Peniophora sp. CBMAI 1063, 1068 nucleotides. Lineage: Eukaryota; Fungi; Basidiomycota; Agaricomycetes; Russulales; Peniophoraceae. The record is from the annotation of a GenBank genome assembly.